CAACAGGAGUGUCAGAGCCUCAUUUUAGCACGUAAACACCAUACAUAAUCACUACACACAAUUCCCACAACAAACCCGUUAUAAAAUUACACUUUGUUCUUCUAUACCAGACAAGAAAUACCAUCGUCUAUGGCAGGGAAAUGAAAUCGCAGACUAAAAGUGUCAACAAGGCAAGACAGCAGGAGUCUGAAGGCCAGACAGCGGAGCAGAGUUGAUCAUUCAGCUCCCUGCUGGGCCCCACAGAGGACAAUGUCUGCCGGAGCUGUUGAUAAUGUCAUCCUUCUGGCCGACUGUUAUAAGUCGUCUCACUACAAGCUCUACCCUCCUGGCACUACCACACUCUACGCUUAUUUCGAGUCCAGAGGCGGCAGGUUUCCGUACACGGUGUUCUUCGGGCUGCAGUACAUACUGAAGCGAUGGUUGUGUGGGCCAGUGGUGACACGAGCCAUGGUGGAGGAAGCCAAGGAGGUCAUCAACGCUGUCUUCAAGAGGGACGAUGUCUUCAACGAAGAAGGCUGGAACUAUCUGGUCGAGCAUCACGGGGGUCGGCUGCCCCUGCGCGUCAAGGCUGUACCCGAGGGCACGGUCGUCCCUACAAAGAACGUCCUCUUUACCGUGGAGAAUACCGACCCGGCUCUUCCCUGGGUCACCGGCUUCUUCGAGACGCUGCUGGUGCAGACUUGGUAUCCGAUGACGGUGGCUACCAACUCCCACAUCUACAAGCAGAUCCUCCGCCACUACAUGGACCUCACCCACGACAACACCGACACUCUCGACUUCUCCCUACACGACUGUGGGUACCGGGGCGUGUCUUCUGUAGAGUCCAGCGCUCUGGGCGGCGCGGCGCACAUGAUUAACUUUAAGUCGUCAGACACUGUGUCGGGGACAUCACUGUUGAGGAAGUACUACCACCUCAAGACGGUGGCAGGCUUCUCCACACCCUCCUUAGAGCAUUCCAACGUCAUCACUUGGGGCAAGGAGAGGGAGGUGGACUCCCAUAGACACAUGCUCCAGACCUACCCCGAAGGAGACGUCGGGUGUGUGUGCGACUCUUACGACAUCUGGCGGUGCCUGGAGGAGUGCUGGGGCCAGGAGCUGAAGGACUUGGUGCUCCAGCGGGGCAGAAAGGGCGGCUGUAUCUACCUCCGACCGGACAGUGGUGACCCCAAGGAGGUGACGCUUAAGAGUCUGGAGAUCCUGGGCGAGGCCUAUGGUACUGAGACGAACUCUAAGGGCUACAAAAUGCUUCCUCCUUACCUAAGGGUCAUUAGUGCUGACGGCAUCAGCCACCAGUCACUCUGGUCCUUGCUAGAACACCUCAAGAACAACAGCUGGAGCACAGCCAACACCUAUUUCGGCGCCGGAGCCUCACUGCUCCAGAAGAUUAACCGAGACACGCAGAAGUGCGCAUACAAGGUGAGCUACGCGGAGGUGGCGGGGCAAGGCAUCGAUGUGCACAAGGAGCCCAUCACGGACUUCGGCAAGAAGAGCAAGCGGGGACGUCUCUCCCUCCACUGUGACCACGGCCUCUACAACACUCUCCAGGCCGGCAAGGGCGACCCCACUAAGGACCUUCUUGUACCGGUAUUCGAGAACGGAAAACUUUUGGUGGACUACACGUUCGAAGAAGUCCAGGAGAGAGCACAGACUGUGCCCAACGACUUCGACGUCAUUAAGUUUCUGGAGGAGGACAGAGAUGAUUAAAUCUCUGUUGACUAUAUGUAACCUCUCACUUCACCUCAGACACUUCACCACUUGGUAUAUGUAAUGUACUCCCAGACACUAUGUUGACCAGACCACACACUAGAAGGUGAAGGGACGACGACGUUUCGG
Messenger RNA from Procambarus clarkii (red swamp crayfish), 1833 nucleotides. RefSeq names its product nicotinamide phosphoribosyltransferase. The record is from RefSeq and is a predicted model, not a curated record. Gene Ontology annotation, biological process: NAD+ biosynthetic process. Gene Ontology annotation, molecular function: nicotinamide phosphoribosyltransferase activity. Lineage: Eukaryota; Metazoa; Arthropoda; Malacostraca; Decapoda; Cambaridae.